Molecule: messenger RNA, 1941 nt
Organism: Peromyscus maniculatus bairdii (prairie deer mouse)
Lineage: Eukaryota; Metazoa; Chordata; Mammalia; Rodentia; Cricetidae
Gene: P2rx6
Product: purinergic receptor P2X 6
Biological process (GO): calcium ion transmembrane transport; response to ATP
Cellular component (GO): cell junction; plasma membrane
Molecular function (GO): ATP binding; extracellularly ATP-gated monoatomic cation channel activity; purinergic nucleotide receptor activity
Source: RefSeq, a predicted model, not a curated record
AUGGCUUCUGCCGUGGCGGCAGCACUUGUGGGCUGGGGGUUUCUGGAUUACAAGACAGAGAAGUAUGUGAUGACUAGAAACUGCCGGGUGGGUGUCUCUCAGAGGCUGCUGCAGCUGGGAGUGGUGGUCUACGUGAUAGGGUGGGCCCUCUUGGCCAAAAAAGGCUACCAGGAAUGGGACGUGGACCCUCACAUUUCUGUCAUCACUAAACUCAAAGGGGUUUCCGUAACCCAGAUUAAGCAACUAGAGAACCGGCUAUGGGAUGUGGCUGACUUCGUGAAGCCAUCACAGGGAGAGAAUGUGUUCUUCCUGGUGACCAAUUUCCUCGUGACGCCAGCUCAAGUCCAGGGCAGAUGCGCGGAGCACCCUUCCGUUCCUCUGGCUAACUGCUGGGAAGACAAGGACUGCCCUGAAGGGGAGACGGGAACGCACAGCCACGGUAUAAAAACGGGUCAGUGUGUGGUGUUCAACGGAACCCACAGGACCUGUGAGAUCUGGAGCUGGUGCCCAGUGGAGCAUGGUGCUGUGCCCAGGAAACCCCUGCUGAUUCAGGCCCAGAACUUCACACUUUUCAUCAAAAACACUGUCACCUUCAGCAAGUUCAACUUCUCCAAAACCAACGCCUUAGACACCUGGGACAGCACCUAUUUCAAGCAUUGCCGCUACGAUCCUCAUUCCAGCCCGUACUGUCCAGUGUUCCGCAUCGGGGACCUUGUGGCCAUGGCUGGAGGGGACUUUGAGGACCUGGCAUUGCUGGGUGGCGCUGUGGGCAUCAGCAUCCACUGGGACUGCAACCUGGACACCAGGGGCUCUGACUGCUGUCCCCAGUACUCCUUCCGGCUGCAGCAGAGAGGGUACAACUUCAGGACAGCCAAUCACUGGUGGGAAGCCUCGGGUGUGGAAGCCCGGAGUCUGCUCAAGCUCUAUGGGAUCCGCUUUGACAUUCUGGUCACUGGGAAGGCAGGGAAGUUUGCACUCAUCCCGACGGCCAUCACAGUGGGCACAGGAGCAGCUUGGCUGGGCAUGGUCACCUUCCUCUGUGACCUGCUACUACUGUAUGUGGAUAGAGAAGCCCGUUUCUACUGGAGGACCAAGUAUGAAGAAGCAAAAGCUCCAAAGGCAACUAUCAACGCUGCAUAGACUGAGCUGGCUUCCACACCUGCAAAUCCUGCUGCCUAGUGUCUCAGUAGUGACUUGUACCCGCCCCAUGUCUGUUGCUGCUGGGAUCCAGACAUCCAUGCACCAGUGGCCUUGUCUGGGUGGUUAUCAUCCACCGGCCUAUCCAUUCCUGAGGCUUAUAGCCGCUCCCUGUGGGUUAAAGCUCAGGGGUCGGGAAGGAUGCUGAGAACAUCAAGGACAAAGCUCCAGUUUCCACCAGACUCCUUCCUGGGUCCAGCCUGAGAGAGGAGAAGGCAAUGUGGCCGAAACACUGAUUUCCUGGCUCCUCGGGCGUCUCUGUCUUCUGGGUGACUCUGCCAUGUGGUUCCAGCCCCCUUGACCUGACCGCCAGGUUUCUCAGGGGCCUAGGUGAGAUGAGAGACGGCACAUCUAGGACUUCCUGCCAUGAAGACAUUUCUGGCAGCCUCAAUGUACACUGAAGCACCUGCCUUCCAGAGGCCCUAAGUCUGGCCCCAGCCGGAGUGCCGGAGGUUUGAGGUAUGACUCCAUGAAGGACACGGAGGGUAGCUGGUUCUGACUUCCUCCAUGCCCCAAAGCCCUCAGAAAGGAUGGCAGGGGCAGGGCCACAGAAACAUGGCCGUUUCUUGGUCCAAGUGUGGGGCAUGAUGGAUGGAGUUUGCACCCCGGGAGGAAAGAGGCAGCUUUGUUAUGGAUGCACAGUGACCAGGGGAGUUCCAGGGCUGAGGCUGAAACUGCACCAACAUCUAGGAUCACCUGACCUCCAGAUCCUCCAAAAAGCCUUUGGAGUCCUGAUGUCUCUCA